AUGGCCACCCACACUUCAGCUGGUGUGCCGAUUCUCGACAUUAGGAGGGACAAGUCUGACCACUCCCUUCUCGAGACGCUUAAGCGAUCUCUUAAUCCUCCCAAGGGGCAGCCGCGCACCUUUCCAACCUUGCUGCUCUAUGACGAAAAGGGUCUGAAGUUGUUUGAGGAGAUCACCUAUGUGGAUGACUACUACCUCACCAACGCGGAAAUAGAGACUCUCACAAUACAUGCCAGCAAGAUUGUCGAGCGGCUUCCAGACGGUGUUCGUCUGGUUGAACUGGGCAGUGGGAACCUCCGCAAGGUGAACAUCCUUCUGACAGCAUUCGAGGAGGCUGGAAAGAACGUCGAGUACUAUGCCUUGGAUCUCUCACUGUCCGAGCUCAAACGCACCUUUGCCCAGCUGGAUAUCACCGACUUCCACUAUGUCACUUUCCGGGCACUGCAUGGUACCUACGACGAUGCUCUCUCGUGGUUGCAGGGAUCCGCUACUGAUACCCGGAGUACCUGUGUUAUGACCAUGGGCUCUUCCGUGGGCAACUUCACUCGAGAAGGGGCUGCCCAGUUCCUCGCGUCGUUCAAGAAGGUUUUAGCUCCAUCGGACUUUGUCAUGGUGGGCAUCGACGCAUGCCAGCAGCCUGACCGCGUCUUCCGUGCCUAUAACGACUCAAUGAAUGUGACCGAGCACUUUUACCGCAACGGGCUCAUGCAUGCUAACAACAUCCUGGGCUACGAAGCUUUCCGACAGGAUGAGUGGCAGAUUGAAGGCCUGUAUGACGAGAAGCUUAACAAGCAUCAGGCCUCAUACGUGGCCGUGAAGACGAUCAAAGGCAAAGACUUUUCCUUCGACAAAGGCGAGAAAAUCCAUCUGGAGGACGCUUUCAAGUACUCCGAGGCGGAACGUGAUCUUCUAUGGCAUGGUGCCGGGCUCAUCCCUCAGACAUCAUACGCCAACAAGACUAAUGACUAUUACAUUCAUCUUCUAUCGCCGUCCACGAUCAAUUUCCCCGCAAAGCCAGCAGAGUUCGCCGCGAGCCCCGUCCCUUCGCUCGACGAUUGGCGACAGCUCUGGGCAGCUUGGGAUACAGUGACUAAAUCUAUGGUCCCGAAGGACGAGCUCCUCAACAAACCUAUCAAGUUGCGAAAUGACUUGAUCUUUUAUCUGGGUCACAUCCCUACGUUCGCAGAUAUUCAUUAUAUGAAGGCGACAAAAGAGGAGGCUACAGACCCUGCAUACUAUAUGACCAUAUUUGAGCGAGGCAUCGAUCCAGACGUGGACAAUCCCGAACUAUGUCAUGAUCACAGUGAGAUCCCGGACUCUUGGCCGCCCUUGCACGAGAUUUUGAAAUAUUCGCACCGUGUUCGAGAACGUAUCAUCGAGAGCAUUCUGUCUGGCCGAGCAUACACCGAUCGCAAGCUCAGUCGAGGUCUCUGGCUUGCCUAUGAGCAUGAGGCAAUGCAUUUGGAGACCUUCCUCUACAUGUUGCUCCAGAGCGAGCGCGUUCUGCCGCCACCAGGACGAGGCCUGCCAGACUUCAAAGCCUUGGCAGCAGAGGCUCGCGCGAGCCGCACCCCGAACAAAUGGCACCGCAUUCCCGCGAGUAAGGUUAAAAUUGGCUUGGACGAUCCGGAGAACAACUUGGGCCCGGAUAGGUACUUUGGCUGGGACAAUGAGAGGCCAUCGCGCAACGUGGCUGUCCACGAGUUCGAGGCUCAAAGUCGCCCAAUCAGCAAUGGUGAAUACGCUCGCUUCUUGGAAGUCACACACAAGGACUCUCUGCCAGCGUCCUGGACAGCAUCCAAAGCAGGUCAAGAUCUCAACGGGACCAACGGGACAAAUGGUACGAACGGCCAUGUCCAGGAUGGGCUAGAGAUGGCCAGUCCGACUUUCGUCGAGGGCAAGGCUAUUCGAACCGUCUACGGCCUCGUUCCUCUUAAAUAUGCUCUGGAUUGGCCCGUCAUGGCUUCGUACGACGAAUUGGCUGCCUACGCCGAAUGGUCCAACGGACGCAUCCCUACGCUGGAAGAGACACGAAGCCUUUACCAGUACGUUGAGAACCAAGAUAGCGUCCUCCAGAAGGUUACCAGUAAGUUGAUUUCAGCGGUGAACGGCCAUCUCUCGAAUGAUGGCGUGCAGGAGACCCCGCCAUCGAGCCAGUGGUCGAAUGGUGUGGUCAACGGCAGUGCAAAAGGUCCCCUGCUGGACCCCAAGGAGCUCUUUAUCGAACUGGGUGAUCGCAAUGUUGCCUUCCGACACUGGCAUCCAAUGCCCGUGACAGGCCACGGCGACCGGCUCUGUGGACAAAGCGAUCUUGGGGGCCUGUGGGAAUGGACCAGCACACCGUUGGCGCCGCAUGAAGGGUUCAAGGCCAUGGACCUGUAUCCCGGGUACACGGCCGACUUCUUCGAUGACAAGCACAAUGUUUGUCUUGGAGGAAGCUGGGCCACAGUGCCACGAAUCGCGUUGAAGAAGACCUUUGUCAACUGGUAUCAGCGAAACUAUCCCUAUGUCUGGUGCACGGCCAGACUUGUCAGGGACGUGGCCGUCUGA
Cladophialophora psammophila CBS 110553 is the source of this 2550-nucleotide messenger RNA. RefSeq lists its product as uncharacterized. The transcript is spliced from 7 exons. Bases 1 to 2550 code for a protein of 849 amino acids. Lineage: Eukaryota; Fungi; Ascomycota; Eurotiomycetes; Chaetothyriales; Herpotrichiellaceae. The record is from RefSeq and is a predicted model, not a curated record.